Molecule: messenger RNA, 917 nt
Organism: Dalotia coriaria
Lineage: Eukaryota; Metazoa; Arthropoda; Insecta; Coleoptera; Staphylinidae
Product: EEF1A lysine methyltransferase 1
Exons: 4
Coding region: 114-767 (217 amino acids)
Biological process (GO): methylation
Molecular function (GO): protein-lysine N-methyltransferase activity; nucleic acid binding
Source: RefSeq, a predicted model, not a curated record
UUUAUUAUGACCCUGUACAUUAAAAGUAACCAAAAACAAGAACGGCAUUUGCACAUGCUGAUUGCAGUCGAUUUGAUUCAAAAUUCAUUUCAUUGAUCAUCAGUUUUGACAAAAUGAUUAAUAAUGACUCCGACGAUGAUGUGCCUCAGUUAUCGGCCGAAACUUUUCUUGCAUUGCAAGAGUUUUAUAAUGAAGAAGAACAACGUAGUGCUAUCCAAUUAGAAGUAUCUCAAAUUGCCAAAAGUGAUGCAGAUAUUGAUAUGAGUGAAGAUUGGCAAUUAAGUCAAUUUUGGUAUGAUUCAGCAACAAUUCAAACACUUGUAAAGAUUGCUUUGGAAAGUGUUGGGCCAUCUGGUAAUAUUGCAUUGUUAUCAUGCCCAUCACUUUACAAGAAAAUGAAAUUAAAUAGCACUGAAAACCAUAUAAUUCAUCUCUAUGAAUUUGACAAAAGGUUUGCCAUACAUGGAGAAGAUUUUACAUUUUAUGAUUAUAAAGCACCUUUAAGUAUCCCUUCAAAUAGGAAGGAAUAUUAUGAUUUAGUUAUUGCUGAUCCUCCAUUUUUAUCAGAUGAAUGCUUAAUAAAAACUGCAGCAACUAUAAAAUUAUUAGCCAAGAAUAAAAUAAUAUUAUGUACUGGUGCAGUAAUGGGUGAAAUGGCUCAUAGACUUUUAUCAUUAGAAAAAACAAAUUUUAAUCCAGGGCAUAAAAAUAAUUUAGCAAAUGAUUUCCAUUGCUAUGCUAAUUUCAACAUAAGUACUUGGUUAUAGUAGUAUUUUGUAUUAAAUACAUUUAAACAAUCAUUCUCAUCAGAAUUAUUAAUCCCAUACUGAACGUCAAUGAAUUUUGAUGUACAGCAAAAAUGAAAGACAGUCUUAUAUCCAGUGAGAUCAAUUUGACAAAUAAAUAAAUAUACUAUA